AUGCAAUCGGACAUACUGCGUUACUACCGCAUUAACAAGGCUUUCAUGUCGCAAAUCGGCACUUGGCCUUAUCAGAGCAGGACCAUGAGGAUAUUAAUACCAACCCUGCUAGCGAUCAUCGACGUCAGCUAUGUUAUAGCAGAGAUGAUACGAAUGUUUGAUACUUGGGGUGAUAUCGACAUUGCAGUUGAGUGCACAAUUUCGACUAUAAUUGUAAUUGCCUGUUUCACAAAGUUAUUCAAUCUUGGCUUUAGAAUUAAUGAGAUGCGAUACCUAUUUUCUUUGAUCGAAUAUCAUUGGCAAGUAUUUAACAAUUCCACGGACAUCGAGAUCUUACAGGAUUACGUUAUAUUCUGUAGAAAAGUGGUAAUAUUUUACGCAACUUACGUUUAUGUGUCGACGUCAUUGUAUUUGUUAAUGCCAAUAUCGCCGCAGAUUCUGGACAUUGUGAUGCCUCUCAAUGAGAGUCGUCCGCGAAGGUUUUUGUUUGAAGUCGAAUAUCACAUAGAUCGGGAGAAAUACUAUUAUUUCAUUUUGUUUCAUUCGUAUGUGGCGGUUAUAGCGGUCAUGUCGAUUGUAGUGUGCGCCGAUACUACUUACAUAGCGUACGUGCAGCAUGGCUGCAGUUUAUUCGCAGCCAUUGGAUAUCGAUUAGAACAUAUAGUUAUAAUUUCGAAAGAACACCAAUUUCAGACAAGCUAUCUUACGAAAAAUGAUGAAAGAACAUGUCGAGACAUGGAAAUAAAAGAUAUUUAUUUUAAAGAGACAGUUUUUCGCGAAUUAAUUAUCUGCUUGCAAAAACAUCAAUUGGCAAUACAGUAUGCCCGCUUAUUGGAAUCUUCAUUUAUGUUAUCGACAGGCAUCCAACUGUCAUGUAACGUGAUCGCUUUGAGUCUUGUAGGAAUUCAAGUAAUGAGUAAUCUUGACAGUACCGAGGAUUUCAUUAGAUACGUCUCCUUGUCCGCAGGAGCGUUUUUUCAUCUUUUGUGCAUGUCUCUGCCGGGGCAGAGAUUGAUGGAUCAUAGCAUAAACAUAUUUGAUAAAACUUGUAGAUCGCAUUGGUAUACAUUUUCCUUAAAAAGCAAAAGGCUGUUACGGAUAUUGCUUUACAGAAGUCUCGAGCCGUGCACGUUAACCGCCGGUAAAAUAUACGUGAUGUCAAUGGCCAAUUAUAGCACGGUAGUACAGACCGCUAUGUCUUACUUCAUGACGUUCUCAUCUCUAAAAUAACGAUUGCGUUUAUUUUAGUUAAAUAUCUUUUGUAGCAUUAUAUACUGUGAUAAUACUCUUAAAGUCAUGUAUAAAGUGUGUUUUGCAAAAAUAUAUCGUUUAUUUUAU
Messenger RNA from Formica exsecta, 1338 nucleotides. RefSeq lists its product as uncharacterized. Lineage: Eukaryota; Metazoa; Arthropoda; Insecta; Hymenoptera; Formicidae. Bases 1 to 1230 code for a protein of 409 amino acids. The record is from RefSeq and is a predicted model, not a curated record. The transcript is spliced from 9 exons. Gene Ontology annotation, cellular component: plasma membrane. Gene Ontology annotation, molecular function: olfactory receptor activity; odorant binding. Gene Ontology annotation, biological process: detection of chemical stimulus involved in sensory perception of smell; sensory perception of smell.